GUAUUCUUGUUAAAAACUAUAAUAAUGAUAAUUUAAAAAAUCAUAGAAGAAGAACUUGUUGCACGUUCGACAGGUUUGGAUUUGCCGCCACUAGCAACUUCUGUCCAAGACUCUUUAAAAGGCCGUCGCUGGAGAGGUGUGGAGAACCUGGGCUUUGGAAUGUUGCAUGCAGAUAUUUUCAGGUAUGGACGCACAUGCCAGCCUGCAGCCUGUCCUGCUCCCAGCUGCAGGUAGCUAGCCGUCCCUCGCAGAGCAUCCUCUCCGACUGGGCCGUUCCCUUCCACCGGGACCUCGCUCUGAACCUCCGGGACCUUUUAGAGUCCCCGCUGGCCCUGUCUGAGCUGCACCCUCCUGGUGGGACAGCAUGGGAGAACGGCGCACGCGCUCUUUUCACAUGACCUGCCACGCCCAGCGGGACUAUGGCAGCCGGACGAGCGGUUCUUUUUUAGGUUGCAGCCCCAAUGGACACGCGGGCGUCAGCCUCAGCCUGGACCACGAGAUGAACCUCGCCGCCUCCGUUGGAACCAACACCACCAGCAGCAGCAGCACUGCCCUCCAGGUUCCUGCUCCCCCCGUGGUCAGUCAGUACUCUCCCGUUUCACUUGAACUGGACCCGGCAGCGGUGAAUAAUGGACCAGGCGUUCCCCGCUGCUUGCCACCUGACACUAAGGACCCGGCGCUCCAGAUCGUGCAGGGCCAGUCCUCCGGGGGGCCCGCCCCACCGCCGCUCCCCCGCUCAAGCUGGCUCCGCCAUCAUCAGAAGGAGUUCCAGAGCCCUUACAUCAAGACCAGCAUGCAGGGAGAUGUUUACAACUUCCUGGAAAGACCUGCUGGACUGAAAUGCUUCCUCUACCACUUCCUCGUCUUCCUCAUGGUCCUGGUGUGUCUGAUCUUCAGCGUCCUGUCAACUAUAGAACAAUAUGCAGACUUUGCCGCUGGAACUCUCUUCUGGAUGGAGAUUGUGCUGGUGCUGUUCUUUGGCACGGAGUACGUGGUCCGGCUGUGGUCGGCAGGCUGCCGCAGCAAAUAUGCAGGCAUCAAAGGACGCCUCCGCUUUAUCAGGAAGCCCAUAUCAAUCAUAGAUCUGAUCGUGGUCAUGGCCUCCAUCAUUGUGCUCGGCAUUGGGUCCAACGGCCAAGUGUUCGCCACAUCUGCCAUCAGGGGCAUCCGCUUCCUUCAGAUCCUACGCAUGCUGCACGUGGAUCGUCAGGGAGGAACCUGGAGGCUCCUGGGCUCCGUUGUCUUUAUUCAUAGACAGGAGCUGAUCACCACCCUGUACAUUGGCUUCCUGGGCCUGAUAUUUUCCUCCUACUUUGUGUACUUGGCCGAGAAGGACGCUGUGGAUGAGGAGGGCAAGACAGGCUUCUCCAGCUAUGCUGACGCCCUUUGGUGGGGAGUGCUUGAUUGUGCGACGCCACCGUUCAGCACAAACGCAGCUCUUCAAAGUAUCUCACCUUACACCAGCGGCUUUGUGCUGGCGCACAGCGGUGGCACCCUCAGUGAUACCCCACCGACACCCACAGCAAGCCAAGUGCGCUCUGAAUGUGCCGGAGCUGGCUCGGCUUUCAGAGUGGUGUACAUGCAAAUGCGAGAGGUGACUGUCACCACCAUUGGAUAUGGAGACAAAAUCCCUCAAACGUGGAUAGGAAAGGCCAUCGCCUCCUGCUUCAGCGUCUUUGCCAUCUCCUUCUUCGCUCUUCCUGCUGGCAUCCUGGGCUCAGGGUUCGCUCUGAAAGUUCAGCAGAAGCAGAGACAGAAGCACUUCAACAGACAAAUCCCUGCUGCAGCCUGCCUCAUCCAGACACUUUGGAGAUGCUACGCAGCAGAGAAACCAAACGGCUGUGCUGCCACAUGGAAAAUGUACGUGCUAACUCCAGAGGGUGUCGCAGCAGCACAGGCAGACAAUGGCAGUCCAAGCAUAAAGAAACUUAACCUUGUGAAAAAGGGAACCAGGAGGAGAUCGAAGUCCAGGGGAAUGGGAUCAAUAGGCGUUGCGUCUGAAAGAGCUUUAUCGAUCCCUCAGAUCACUUACGAUCACAUUGACGACUCAGCUGAAAAGAGGGAUGUCCCAUAUUUCCUCGAAGAGUCAAGGGGAACAGUUGAAGUGAAGAGAGGCCGUGAAAAACGCUCGUCCGUAGAUAUCUCCCGUGCCUGCAGCUUAUCCGACGAGCUUGAUGACACCAGUGAAGAUAUUCCCCUGCGUGUGGUUACCGACAGGACUCAACCUUUCUUCCUGAUCAUAUCUGAAAUGUAA
This is a messenger RNA of Menidia menidia (Atlantic silverside), 2254 nucleotides long. NCBI's taxonomy places the organism in Eukaryota, Metazoa, Chordata, Actinopteri, Atheriniformes, Atherinopsidae. The record is from the annotation of a GenBank genome assembly.